Messenger RNA from Oryzias melastigma (Indian medaka), 3299 nucleotides. RefSeq names its product leucine rich repeat containing 75Bb (gene lrrc75bb). Lineage: Eukaryota; Metazoa; Chordata; Actinopteri; Beloniformes; Adrianichthyidae. The coding region runs from base 393 to 1520 and encodes 375 amino acids. The transcript is spliced from 4 exons. The record is from RefSeq and is a predicted model, not a curated record.
GGGCUUUGCGUGUUAAAUGACAGAUUCACGCAGCUGUGUGAAUAUAUACUAAGUUUUUAUUGUUCAGGUAAAAGUCUGUCUGUCUGUCUGGUGUGGAGUCAGGUCAGGGUACCGUCUCCAGCAUGCCUCGCUCUGAUUGGCUGAGAGCAGGACCAGCUCGGAGUGGAGGCAAAGGAUGCCACAGACUCCGACAGAGCGCGCGCGGAUGCGGGCAGGGCGCGCCAGACAGACGCUCUCAGGCUGAUGCUUCGCGGCGGUUGUCGCCUCCAAAACUUUAAGCCCGCACUUUUUCACGUCCGUGGACUCAUCUGCAUGCGAGGUGAGUGUGAUGCUUUGGCUGCGCGUCGUAAACCCCCCCUCCUCUCCACCGGCGACGCAUCCUCUCCGGAGUGAUGGGCUCUAAGUUAACUCGGCAGAGAAGUCUGGAUUUUGAGAGCAAACUGACUAAAAGGAGACGCCAGAGGAAUGAUCUUCCAGGGGAGAGCGAGAGGAGCGCCGGCAGGACCGGCGGAGACUUCAUGUUUACUUCCCUCAUGAUCCGCUCCGACAAGCUGCCGGGGAUGCUGCGCAGAGCCAACCAGAGCCCGUAUGUCAGGCGGGUGGCAUGGGUCCGAGAGAUCCAGAGGCUGCUCAGGGAGCAGAAGAUGGAGCAAGCAGGAGAAGUGCUGAAGCUGCUGAGAAAGGAUUUGGGACUUCAAGGGUCGUCACUCAAUGACAUUCUAUACAAAAAUGCUGCUUUUCUCAACCUGGUGGACCCGAUCUCUCACGAGCUGCUGGUUCGUCUUGCUCGAGACCUGCAAUGUCCAAAAAAGGAGGCGGACUCGCUCAAGUCCACCAACAAGAUAUGCCGCCAACUGAUUUAUCACUUGUCUCCCCACUCCAAGUGGAUGAGACAGGGCGUGCCCAGGAGGAAGACUCAGGCCUGUCUGAAGACCACCCUGAAGAAGAAACUGACAGGUGACGUGAUCAAUCUGUCAGGAAUCCCGCUGUCUGGGAGAGACGUCCACCGUGUGGCCUUCUAUCUGCAGAACGGCGGUGACGCGGUGUCAGCCGUGGACCUGAGCUUCACUGAGAUGCAGGAUGAGAGCUUACGGCUGCUGCUGCCCUACCUGAGCUGCCUGCCCAAGCUGACCACGCUCGCCGUCAACGGUAACCGCCUGACGUCCGCCAUCCUGAAAGACCUGACAGAGGCGGUGAAAGACACUAAGAUGUUCCCCAGCCUGGCAUGGAUCGACCUGGGGAACAACGUGGACGUCUUCACCAUCCCGCAGCCGCUCCUCGUGGCCCUGCGGCGCCGCUUCGGUUUACGCAGCAGCCUGCCCACCAUUUAUGAAUACAGGGAGGCGCAGGCGUUCGGGAGCUACAACCCAAACAUGGAGACAUCAGUGGAGGAGCCCAGUCAGUAUGAGGAGGCAGAGGAAGACGACAGGGAGGAGGAAGACAGGCUGGAGCUUCAAGCUUGGGGCUUCGGAGAAGAAAACAUGUCAAAAAAUGUGCCGCUCCACUUCUGUGGGAGUUGAUUUCUCUGCGGAUGGAACAUCUUAUCUCCUCAAACCCAACCAGCUUUUCGGCAUCAGAGUAGCCGACGGUGUUGACACUGACCCUGGAACUCAAAUCCGAACGUAGAAUCUCCCUAUGAAUGCUGUGAUUUUACAGGCAGAUCUGCCGCUGAACCUUCAGUGUAAAAGAAGACAUGACCUCUACUGACCCAGGGAUUUUAACUAAGCUUACUAUUUUCCAGUGUUUCUCUGCCUCAGCUUAUGUGUUUUCUCAUGUCCUGCUAGAGAAAAUGGGGGGUAAGUGCCUUGCACAAGGGCACGUCAGUAGAUGAGAAGAGGUUGAAUGUUUCAAGGCGGUCCAAAAGUUUUCAGACACUUUAAAGUUGUUGUUUAGUUUAAGAUUCAUCAUAAAAAAUUGUUUUUUAAUCCAUAAUUAAGAAUAUAUAUAUAUUUUUUAAACAACAAAAUGCAACCUCUGCUCCCACCAGAAAAAUUAAACCAUAAAUCACCAAAUCAACCAACCGGAUGAAACGAGACUGAAUUAAAUGGCUGCAGGUCAUCUCAUUAAGAGGAUUUAAACGGCAUCAUUUUAUGGUAUUAUGCAAAGAGGGAGGAGCUAGCUUUGAAAAACUUUAAACAAAGCAUGAAAAUUAAUUUUAUGAAAGUUUUUUUUUUAAAUACACUUUGCUUUUAUUUUUAGAGCUAAGGAUCUUGGGAGUUGGAGUUCAUAUCUGCUGUGAUCUGGAAGAGGACAGCUCACAAUCUGUUUUUUUUAGCUAAAAUUAGCAUAUUUAAAAAAUCAAACUUUUUUGAUCCUACAAGAUCACUCAGUAAGUAAGUAAGUACAUUUUUAUUUAUAUAGAAACUCACAAAGUGCUUCACAAAAGGUAAAAUAUAAGAUAAAUCAAUAAAACUUUUUAGUUAAUUAGAGAAAAAUAAUAAAUUAUUGCUGACAGAUAGCAACUAAAAAGAAGGGGAAGGUAAAGUAAAAUUACAAUAUCAGCUAAAAACUUUCCUAAAAAGAAGUCUUAAGGAGAUUAUGUCACCAACAGUGGAUUAAUGCCCUUAAAAUAGGGUAAAUAUACCUAGUUUUCUUUGUUGGAAGUUGUGUAAACUACUAGCAGAAAAUAAUUAUUUUAUGAAAAAGGAAAGAACGGAUCUAUAAAACUGCCAUGAGGCUCUUGUUACUGAUGGUUUUGUACGUUUUUUUUCCAUUAUAAUCUGUUUUAUUCAUGUUUUUCUGCAUUGUUUUUCCCGCCACGUUAAUUUCAGAUUUUUUAAAAGAAAAUGAACAGCCUGAGAACAUGAUGUGUUGACUCAACAUGUUUAGUUUCUAUCUGCUAUAUUGAAUCAUUUGUUGCACAUUUUUAAAAUACUGAAGAAUCCGUUUACUGAUAAUUAAUUGGAGGAAAAGUGUGCACUGAUGCACACAUGCAGAUCUCCCUCCCUCAGAGUGUUUGGGUGUGAGCCACCCAUGACCUGAUUACUGCCUCUAUCAGGCCUCAUUAUCCCCCCCCCUCAUAUGUUCUCUGCAAACAGGACUGACCCUGGAUCAUUUUGUCCAAUGAUUUCCUAAAACUGCUUCUAUUUCAGACUACAACCCACAUUUUUAGGGUUUGCAAACAUUUUUGGACUUAAUGGUUGAAUAAAAAAAACUGCUUUUUUGUUUCCUCUUCUCUGCUGUACAUAAAAGUCCUUCUGUUGUGGCAUGAAUUUAUCAAAGCACCUUCUGUUUCUAGAUUUAGUUUAGGUUUGAGUAAAUGUUUCUCGUUGCUUCACAAAUGAAGAAGAGAAAGUGUG